AUGGCGGGUGCUCGAGGCUUCAGAGCCAAAUUACGAAACUGUUUCCGUCGCAAACCGAAAAAUGCCCCAAACGAUAUUCCAAAAGCUCCACCGGAAGAUACCUUCGUGGGCAAUCCUCUCACUGAAACCAAACCAGUGGAGAGUGUUGAGAAUCAAUUCCCCAAGCAUCCGCCGCAACAAGUCCAACCAAUUCCGGACAACAGCCGCCCUUUCAAUCUUUGGCAAAGAGCAGAGGAUAAAUUAAAUGCCAGUCCAGAUACACAGGAACUCCUUCAAGCCUCCUAUCAAUCCCUGACGGCAGAGCUGGGGGAAGAGCUGCAGCCGAUUGGAACGGCGGCCCGCCAGGCGCAGUUAGACCGGUUAUUCCAAUGCCGAGCGGAUGCCCUUGAGAAAGAAAAAUGGACGAUUCAGUUCGGCGAUCAUGAGGUGGGCGUUCAGGACAUGGUGAGCAGCGCUUUUGAAAAAGUGCUCAUGGUGAAGGACCUGAUCGAUACCGCGGCCAGCGCCAGUCCUCCGGCAGCGCUGGCCUGUGCCGGGCUGUCAGUCGUAUUCACGCUCGUUCUUCAAGCAACCGGCAACCAGGCGAUUCUUCUUGAAACGUUGGAAUACACGUCGGACCUGAUGUGUCGCUACCAAGUCAUGGAAGAUGUUCACCGAUCGGAUGCGAACGCCCCCAAGUCGGCAGGAAACCAAGCCGAUCUGCUCGGAAGAUUCGAGGACCACCUGACCGACCUAUACGCUGCCAUCCUCGAAUUUCAUGCCCGUGCCAUGAACUAUCUGGGAAAGCGCAGUGUGAUUCGGCUAUUCAGUGACGCUUUCGACGUGGAAGGAUGGAGUAGUGUCUUGCAGGGCAUCAAAAAUCACGAAACCCGUACAGAGAAAGACGCUCAGAUGAUCGGAGCCGCGAACGUGGAUCAGCGACUCCGGGCAAUCCAAAACACGCAACAGUACGAAGCAAACCGUCAAGCCAUUGCCGAACGCGACAGGCUGGCUAUGAAACUCUUGCAGACUCUCUAUACAUGCCCAUACAAAGACCGAAAAGACGUCAAUCAUAAACGAGUGCCUGGAACAUGUGAAUGGUUUACGCAUCACCGAAUGUUUGAAAACUGGCAGCGAGCAGAAGGCUCCAGUCUCCUUUGGGUGUCUGCUGAUCCUGGCUGCGGCAAAUCUGUGCUGGCCAAGUACCUCAUUGACGACUUGCUUCCCGCUACAAAGGAAUCCACUAUUUGCUACUUUUUCUUCAAGGAUGGCAUAUUGGAACAAAUGACUGCGACAAGUGCAGUAUGUGCAAUUCUGCGCCAGACUUUUUUGUCACAGCCACACCUGCUAUCGGACCACAUACUGAACAAAUUCGCCGCGGACGGGGAGAACUUGAUAAAAUCCUUCAGUGACCUUUGGUCCAUCUUUACCAGCAUGACAGCGGAUCCAAGCAUGGGAGAGACUAUUUGCAUCUUGGAUGCCCUCGAUGAAUGUCAGGAUGAUGAACGCGGCCGUCUCAUAGAGGCAGUGACUCGUUCCCAGCAGGGAGGCGUAGGAAGUGGCAAGGUGAAAUUCCUUGUCACCAGCAGACCGUACUCCUACAUUUACCGGGACUUCCAAGGGGUCCAGGAAGAUCUUUCUACGGUGCAUCUCAGCGGUGAGGGAGAGGAGGAGAUCGGUCAAAUCACGAAAGAGAUCGAUCUUGUCAUUCAAAAGCGGGUGGAGGAUAUUAGCCGCAAACGUGGCUUGACUUCCGAACAAUGUCAAAUGCUACUACACGAGAUAAAGCCAGUCGCCAACCGUACCUACCUCUGGGUCACUCUGGCUAUGGAUGUGAUCGCCAAAACCCCUGGAUUCACCAAGGGGAACAUCAGGACGGCGAUGAAACGAAUUCCUUCGACGGUUAAUGAUGCCUACGAGGAAAUUCUGAGCCGAACCCCGGCGCCUGAUCGAGCGAAAACCAUCUUGCAUGCGAUCCUUGCUGCGACGAGACCAUUGUCUGUCAGUGAAAUGGCUCUGGCAGUUGCAGUCGACCAAGCCCGUGAAGCGUCAGAGGAUGUGGAGGAUUACCUCGAGUCCGCAGAGGAAUUCCAAAACACGCUCCGAGAGAUCUGCGGCCUCUUUGUGGUCGUUAUACAUUCACAGGUGUACUUGCUCCAUCAAACCGCCAGGGAGUUUUUGGUCCAGUCCGAUUCCAACACCCAAUCUGGGACUUCCACCUGGAAGGCCUCUAUCGAUCUUCAGGAUUCUAAUCGGGUUAUGGCAGAGCUUUGUACAUGGUGCCUGGUGUCGGAUCAGUCCGAGGAAUCAGCUAUGCUCAAGGAAUACUCCACGCAGAACUGGAUGACUCACUUCAAGUCAUGCAAUGUUAAAUCUGAGGACUCUCUCACGCCCUUGGCUCGGCAGCUCUGUGAGCCAGGACAACAACAUUUAUGGGAUAAUGCUCUCAUGUUUGCCUAUCGGUCUGAUCUUGCACCUGUGGUCGAAUAUUUGAUCAAGGUUGAAAAGGCGGGUGUUGACUAUCCCAGUCCUACUGGUCGCACAGUCCUGGCGUACGCUGCCCAGGAAGGACGUGCAGAUAUAGUUAAGAUGAUCCUCGAGCAUGCCAUUAAUGCUUCGUCAAGGAGCCGUGAGUGUGCCAUCCCACUCCUGUUAUCUAUCGCAUAUGGGCAUGUGGAUAUCGUUCAACUUCUGCUUGACUAUGGUGCAGAUGCCACUUUUACGAAUGGGUUUGGCAAUAAACCGAUCUGUCUCGCUGCGCGUCAAGGGGAUGAAAAUGUGGUUAACCUCCUCAUCAAGCAUGGGGCCGAUGUUAAUACUCGAGACUUGCAGGGUCGAACCCCUCUCUCCCUAGCGAAAAAGCACAUUGCUGUCUGUCAAAUGCUUAUUAGUCAUGGGGCAAACGCCAUUGAAGAUGCCUAG
Molecule: messenger RNA, 2901 nt
Organism: Penicillium argentinense
Lineage: Eukaryota; Fungi; Ascomycota; Eurotiomycetes; Eurotiales; Aspergillaceae
Exons: 1
Coding region: 1-2901 (966 amino acids)
Molecular function (GO): protein binding
Source: RefSeq, a predicted model, not a curated record